UUUUAUUGCUAAUUAUGAAAUUAUUUGUAUUUUAUGGUAGAGGAAGCCCCACAGUUACUGGAUAUUGGUGUGAUGUAGAAGGCUAGCUUCGGGCACUCAGACUCGUCAUGUCCUUGAAGAAUGCGUUCCAGAAGCAGCAAUGCUGAGGGCUCAGCCCCAAAGCAAAUCCCAAGACAUAGCAAAUUCCAGGACAGUAUCCAGGACAUGAAGCACAGAGCACAAAAAAAGGACCCCUCGAGUGAGUCAGAAGGGGUCCUUCCACGUCCUGUGUCAGAGAAGUCACACACUGGCAAAGGCCACCAAACAGAAGACCUCUCAAGAGAUGACUUACUAUUUCUGCUCAGCAUUCUGGAGGGAGAACUGCAGGCUCGAGAUGAAGUCAUUGGCAUUUUAAGGGCUGAAAAAAUAGACCUGGCUUUGCUGGAGGCUCAGUAUGGGUUUGUCACUCCUAAAAAGGUGUUGGAGGCUCUCCAGAGAGAUGCUUUUCAAGCAAAAUCUGCCCCGUGGCAGGAGGACAUCUAUGAGAAACCAAUGAAUGAGUUGGAUAAAGUCAUAGAAAAGCAUAAAGAAUCUCACAGGCGGAUCUUGGAACAACUCUUAAUGGUAGAAAGAUCCCACCGGCAAACCAUAAUGGAGAUGGAGGAAGAAAAGAGAAAACACAAAGAAUAUAUGAAGAAGAGUGAUGAAUUCAUAAACUUAUUGGAGCAGGAAUGUGAGAGAUUAAAGAAACUAAUUGAUCAAGAAACUGAGUCCCAGGAAAAGAAGGCGCAAGAAAAGGAGAAGAGGAUCAAGGCCCUGAAGGAGGAGCUGACCAAGCUGAAGUCCUUUGCUUUGAUGGUGGUGGACGAACAACAACGGCUUACAGCUCAACUCGCCCUUCAAAGACAGAAAAUCCAAGCUCUGACCACAAGUGCAAAGGAAACACAGGGUAAACUAGCCCUUGCUGAGGCCAGAGCUCAGGAAGAAGAGCAGAAGGCAACCAGACUAGAAAAAGAACUGCAGACACAGACCACAGAAUUUCACCAAAACCAAGACAAAAUUAUGGCGAAGCUCACCAACGAGGACAGUCAAAAUCGCCAGCUCCGACAGAAGCUGGCAGCACUCAGUCGGCAAAUUGAUGAGUUAGAAGAGACCAACAGGUCUUUAAGAAAAGCCGAGGAAGAGCUGCAGGAUAUAAAAGACAAAAUAAACAAGGGAGAAUAUGGAAACUCUGGCAUCAUGGAUGAAGUGGAUGAGCUCAGGAAGCGCGUGCUGGACAUGGAGGGGAAAGAUGAAGAGCUCAUAAAAAUGGAGGAGCAGUGCAGAGACCUCAAUAAGAGGCUUGAGAAAGAGACAGUACAGAGUAAAGACUUCAAACUAGAGGUUGACAAACUUAGUGUAAGGAUCACGGCUCUGGAAAAAUUAGAAGAUGCUUUAGAUAAAAGCAAACAAGAAUGCUACUCUCUGAAAUGCAAUUUAGAAAAAGAAAAGAUGACCACAAAGCAAUUGUCUGAAGAGCUGGAGAGUUUAAAUGCCAGAAUCAAAGAGCUAGAAGCCAUUGAAAGUCGUCUAGAAAAGACAGAAAUCACACUAAAGGAUGAUUUAACUAAACUGAAAACUUUAACUGUGAUGCUUGUAGAUGAACGCAAAACAAUGAGUGAAAAAUUAAAGCAAACGGAAGAUAAGUUACAAAGCACCACCUCUCAGCUCCAAGCUGAGCAAAAUAAAGUAACAACAGUGACUGAGAAGUUAAUUGAGGAAACCAAGAGGGCACUCAAGUCCAAAACUGAUGCAGAAGAGAAGAUGUACAGUGUAACCAAGGAGAGAGAUGACCUCAGAAAUAAACUGAAAGCAGAAGAAGAGAAAGGACAUGAUCUCUUGUCAAAAGUUACUAUAUUGAAAAACAGGCUUCAGUCGCUGGAAGCAAUUGAGAAAGAUUUUGUAAAGAACAAAUUAAACCAAGACUCCAGUAAGUCCACAGCAGCAUUACACCAAGAAAACAAUAAGAUUAAAGAGCUCUCUCAAGAAGUGGAAAAGCUGAAACUGAAGCUAAAGGAUAUGAAAGCCAUUGAGGAUGACCUCAUGAAAACAGAGGAUGAGUACGAGACCUUAGAACGGAGGUAUGCUGCCGAGAGAGACAAGGCUCAGCUUCUGUCUCAGGAGCUGGACCAUGCCAAGAUGGAACUUGCCAAGUACAAGUUGGCCGAAAAGACAGAGUCCAGCCACGAGCAGUGGCUUUUUAGGAGGCUCCAGGAGGAAGAAGCAAAAUCAGGGCACCUGUCCAGAGAAGUGGAUGCAUUAAAAGAGAAAAUUCACGAGUACAUGGCCACAGAGGACCUAAUAUGUCACCUCCAAGGAGACCACUCCCUUCUGCAAAAGAAACUCAACCAACAAGAAAACAGGAACAGAGAUUUGGGAAGGGAGAUUGAAAACCUCACUAAAGAGCUAGAAAGAUAUAGGCACUUUAGUAAGAGCCUCCGGCCUAGUCUCAACGGAAGAAGAAUCUCUGACCCGCAAGUAUUUUCCAAAGAAGUUCAAACGGAAGCAGCGGACAGUGAGCCACCAGACUACAAGAGCCUCAUUCCUCUGGAAAGAGCAGUGAUCAAUGGUCAGUUCUAUGAGGAGAACGAGGACCAGGAUGACGACCCUAAUGAGGAGGAGUCUGUGCUGUCCUUCAGAUGCAGCCAGUCUUCUUCUCUUCCUAUGAACAGGAAACUAUGGAUUCCCUGGAUGAAAUCCAAGGAGGGCCAUCCUCAGAAUGGAAAAAUACAAACCAAGUCCAAUGGCAACUUUGUACAACCUGGAGAUCUAGUUCUAAGUCACACACCUGGGCAGCCACUUCACAUAAAGGUUACUCCAGACCACAUUCAAAAUACAGCUACUCUUGAAAUCACAAGUCCAACCACAGAGAGUCCUCACUCCUACACCAGCACAGCGGUGAUACCAAACUGUGGCACCCCAAAGCAAAGGAUUACCAUUCUCCAAAAUGCCUCUAUAACACCAAUUAAGUCCAAAAGCUCUACAGAAAGCCUUAUGAACUUAGAGCAAAGCAUGCCCCCAGUUACCAUGGCAACCUUUGCCAGAGCACAGACCCCAGAGUCCUGUGGUUCUGUGACUCCAGAACGGACAAUGUCACCUAUUCAGGUUUUGGCUAUGACUGGUUCACCUAGUUCUCCUGAGCAAGGCUGCUCCCCAGAGCCAAUAGAAAUCAGCGCCAAGCAUGCAAUUUUCAGAGUCUCCCCAGACCGGCAGUCAUCAUGGCAGUUUCAACGUUCAAACAGUAACAGCUCAAGUGUGAUAACUACUGAGGAUAAUAAAAUCCACAUUCACUUAGGAAGUCCUUACAUGCAAGCUGUGGCUGGCCCCAUGAGACCCGCCAGCCCUUCAGCACCGCUGCAGGAUAACAGAACUCAAGGCUUAACUAAUGGGGCACUAAACAAAACAACCAAUAAAGUCACCAGCAGUAUUACUAUCACACCAACAGCCACACCUCUUCCUCGACAAUCACAAAUUACAAUCAAGGGAGUAUGCAAGCAGAGAAUUCCAACAAGGAUCCCUAAACCCAAAUCUACAGGCUUCAGUAGACUUUGCACCAAAACACCCUUGGGACCUGUGGAUAAGUCUAGUCAACAAAAUGACUGCGAGAAAUUACACAUCGUAAGAACUGUCACCUCUAACACUUUCCUCCACAUAAAAGGGAAAAGGUAAGUCAUACCUAUGUAGUCUCUAGGAAGAUUCAUCUCCAGAAAUAGCUGGUACGCUCUAAUCACCACCAUGGAAGGCCAGAGAAGAACAGCCAUCUGUCAAGGAAAUAGCGAAGCAGCAAGCUAUGCUAUGGCUCACAGGUUGAUGGACCUGGUACAGGGCUUGCUCAAAGGAACAGCUCACACACAAUUUUCAACUCUCUACGUGAGCAUACAUACACACUAGAUCAUUCCUGCAAACCACUCGAGUCGCCAUGACAUUUUUAACCUAACUCAAGGCUGGACUGUAGCAUCAGCCCAAGACAAGACUGGACUCUACUACAGCUCAAGAGCUUUUUGUGAGCAAAGAAGAAAUCCUUCAUUCUAUGGAACUUUACCACAUAUUCACACUGCCUAAGGAAAUGUACUAGCAAGAAUUUCUAACUUGCUUCAUGAAAGUAGGAUGAGGUCCAUCAAAACAGCAUUAACAAUUAAAAUCAAAGUUUAAGGUCUAAAAACCAUCAUUUCUGUCUGACUAUAAGAAAAAAAAAUUCUUAGCUAUAAGGAGGAAGAAACAACAAAAUUAUAAUAGUUGAUUAUGUCCCUGGUGUGGCCUACCCAAUAACCAUUGAUGUGUGCAUACUUGACUGCUAACAUUCAGUCUCCUCUCCUAUUUCUGUAGCAGAUUUCCUCUCUAAAGAAGAAUCAUGGAGUCAUAUUGAUUGGCAUGUAAGAUAAGUCUUUAGAUUAGCAUUGUGACUUUCUAUAGUAGUCAGAGCAUACGAGAACCAAUGGUCACUACUACUGAGACUUUAGAGGAAAAUAUAAACCAUUGUUCUGGGUACUUAUAAAAAAGAGCAGUAAGUUAUCAUCUCAUAUGGCAUCUUUACUCACAUGCCUCCCCUCAGGGUUACACACAAAAACUGGUAGAUUCAACAAAAGCUUUGGACCAGGAGCCCAGGAGGAUGACAAUAACAGAAUACUGCAUUUAGUCACCAGAGGAUGCAUACAGAACCUUGGCAGUAACAUAUAGUCACUGUUAUUUAUCUCACUCAAAAGUCGUGUCACUGAAUCAAGAGAAAGGAGUCAUUAUGAACACAGUCUUAAGACGAGGCAUUUUUGACUAAAUGCAUUUCACACUUCUCAAAUCCUCAGGGUUUGAAGGGGGGUCAAUGAUUUCAUCCACUCAUCACUGAACACUAGAGGCAUGGGCCUGGAAGAAAUCCUCCUGGCUAAACACUACAUUUCCACUAGCUUUCUACUAUGAGCCCCCGAGCAGAAGCAAAGGAACUGACAUGCUUUAUACUCAGCUAAUCUGUUUCAAUGAGUACACUGAUGCCAGCCAGUACAGUGACGGGUGUUUCCCAGGAGGCAUUUAAUAAGGAGAAGGAGGGAGGGAGGGAGAGAGAGAGAAAAAAAAAAAAAAAAAGAA
Mus caroli (Ryukyu mouse) is the source of this 5094-nucleotide messenger RNA. The record is from RefSeq and is a predicted model, not a curated record. Lineage: Eukaryota; Metazoa; Chordata; Mammalia; Rodentia; Muridae.